CUGGUAACUAAGCACAGAGUAACAGCGCUCGCGACAACAGCGUCUAAGGAAAAAGUGCAGUCCCCACUGAUGGUCUACCCUUAGCAACCGUGGACAAACAUGAGUUAUCACAGCAUAAGGCCCUCCAGCUCUGCCAGCUUCUCCUCCGACUCCACAUCAAGAGUCAUAGAAGGCGACUGUAGCAGUCUGAUGCAGCAGAAGCUGGAAAGACAGAGGGCUCUGCUGGAGCAGAAGCAGCGACGGAAACGUCAGGAACCCAUGAUGGUCCAGCCCAACACCGAGACCCGACCGCGGCGCUACAGGACGCGGCGAGGAGAGGAGCAGGACCCGCUGGUGGAGUCUCAGAUCAGCAUCAACAGUGACAUCAUCAUUGAUGGUAUCGAUGGACCGGCAGCUUUCACAGCUCCAGCAGCUCCUGAUCUGGGAACACAAAUCCAGGUUCAGUCAGCGAGCCAGUCCCAGUCACCCCAGCCUCAUCAUCAGCCUCCGUCUCAACCUCAGUCUCCUAAAGCCGAGGAAACAGAAAGAGACGGAGACACCGAGACUCUGCUGGAGCCCAAGACAGACAUCCACGAGCUGCUACAGAGGGAAGGUUUGUGUGGAAGUAUGAACUUUGAUGAAACCAGCGAACACGAAGACGAUGCGGACGAGAAUCAGAUUUCUUCUCUGUCCUCCCAAACCGACGUUACCAGACCCGCCUCAGCUUCUAGUGGCAAAAACAUUCCUGAGACUGUAAUCCCUGGAUCACCUUCUGCAGAAAGCUUCCUUGCAGACUCUGCAAACCUAGAGGAGUUUGUCCUGUCCCCUGCCCCUAGUGGCAUCAAAAUUAAAUGCAGGAUUACUCGGGACAAGAAAGGUAUGGACCGAGGCCUCUAUCCCACCUACUACAUGCACAUGGAGAGAGACGAUGGGAAAAAGGUUUUUUUGUUGGCUGGAAGGAAGAGAAAGAAGUGCAAAACAUCUAACUACCUCAUUUCAGUGGAUGCCACGGAUCUGUCACGAGAUGGAGAGAGUUUUAUUGGGAAGCUGAGGUCUAAUGUCAUGGGAACCAGAUUCACAGUGUUUGAUAACGGCACCAAUCCCUGCAAAAACCUUGGGACGCUACUGGAGGAAAGCAACACACGGCAGGAGCUAGCUGCAAUCUGCUAUGAUACCAACCUGCUGGGAUUCAAAGGGCCACGUAAAAUGACUGUUGUCCUCCCAGGGAUGAACAUGAACUUUGAGCGAAUCCCUGUUAGGCCUCAAAAUGAACAGGAGAGUCUGGUAGGCAGGUGGCAAAACAACAGGCUGGAAAACCUGAUUGAGCUGCACAAUAAGGCCCCCGUGUGGAACGACGACACCCAGUCAUACGUGUUAAACUUCCACGGUCGAGUAACACAGGCUUCAGUGAAAAACUUCCAGAUAGUGCACGACAAUGACCCCGACUACAUCGUUAUGCAGUUCGGAAGAGUUUCCGAAGACAUCUUCACCCUGGAUUACAGCUACCCCAUGUGUGCUCUUCAGGCCUUCGCGAUCGGCUUGUCCAGCUUUGACAACAAGCUGGCCUGUGAGUAACGGGACGGUGUGCUGGAUUCAAACCCUCGGACAUGAUCUGUGUGCGGCAC
Molecule: messenger RNA, 1604 nt
Organism: Cyprinodon tularosa
Lineage: Eukaryota; Metazoa; Chordata; Actinopteri; Cyprinodontiformes; Cyprinodontidae
Product: tubby-related protein 3
Exons: 12
Coding region: 100-1554 (484 amino acids)
Biological process (GO): protein localization to cilium
Cellular component (GO): cilium
Source: RefSeq, a predicted model, not a curated record